GAUACGCGCUAAGGCAGGGACAAGGGUCAAAGCUCCAAUCAUCAUCAUCGACGUCAUGAUACCUGCCAUUCACCCUCACCAUCAGUCUCCCCUUUUCCAUUUCCUUUAACCUGUAGCUUGACGUUUGCCGCUCACAGGACACUUCAGAAGACCUCCUUCUAUCACUCGUCUCCAAUUCGUUUGUCUGGCGUCAACCCCCCACCAUUGCAUUCAGACUUGCCCAUAAGCGACUGCUGGCACUGCGCCCAAGCCUCUUGACGAUCGAAUCGAAUCGACUCGGCAUAUCCACUGUACCAAGCAUGGCACGAGCUACAAGGAGCUCUGCCAGGGCCGACGCCGUGCCUGAGCCAGUACAACUGUCCAGCCCCCCAACUACCCCCGAAACGAGUAACACGCGAAAGAGGAAAGCAGUCAAGAUCGAAGAGUCGCCAGAUGCGACAACCAAGAAAGCUCCCGUUACACCUAAGAGCACAAAACGUGCCAAGAAGUCAGCAGUAAAACAAGAAGACAUCAACGAACUCCCACACAACCUCGGUGCUAUUCCGGAUCUUCCCGUUAAAGACGAGGAAGCCGAGAGUAAAGCUUCAGCAAAGAAGCCGAGGAAGUCCGCAACGCCUAAGAAGUCUGCAAAAGCCACCAAGCCAAAGAAGGAGGAAGUCGACGACCUCGUUGCCAAAGCGACCACCACCACGGACGCGUCAUCCAAGAAGAGUAAAGCCAAGACAGGUGGUUAUGGCCUUACUCCUGGUCAUACGCCAUACCCGAACUACCCCCACCCUACGGCCGAAGAAUGCGAAGAGGUGACCCGUUUACUCUCCAAAGUUCACGGUAAGGUCGAAGCACCCAAGACCAUUCCCGCGCCAUCUCUCGAGGUUUCAGGUUGUGGAGAAGUACCAUCAGUCCUUGAUGCCCUCAUCCGAACACGGCUUUCGGCCGCAACAUCCGGCACGAACUCGUCCCGCGCAUUCGCCGGCCUUGUCGCCAAGUUCGGCGUCCUGAAAGAAGGCAUUGGUAAAGGAAGCGUAGACUGGAACAAAGUGCGACAAGCAGACCAAAAGGAAAUCUUCGAAGCAAUUAAGAGCGGUGGUCUCGCAGAUGUAAAAAGCAAGGACAUCAAGAAGAUUCUACAAAUGGUCUGGGAAGAGAACCAAGCACGACGUGACGAGCUCCUGGCUUCAUCAGACAAGGCACCGGGUGAAACCAACGAAGCGGAAGCAGAAAAGCGUGACGAGGUUGAGAAGGCGGACCAGAACAUUGUCUCGCUAGACCAUCUUCACCAACUUUCCAACGACGACGCUUUCAACGCGCUGACCAAAUACCCUGGUAUUGGUCCAAAAACCGCGUCCUGCGUGCUUCUCUUUUGCCUCCAACGACCCUCCUUCGCAGUCGACACCCACGUCUUCCGCCUGUGUUCAUGGCUAGGCUGGGUACCGCCCCCAGGCGAUGACAGAGGCCUUCCGCCCGGCAAAAAAGGCACCUUCGCUGGCCCAACACGCAACUCCACGUAUGCACAUUGCGAAGUUAGGGUUCCGGAUCACCUCAAGUACCCGCUUCAUCAACUGCUUAUUAAGCACGGGAAGAGCUGUCCUAGGUGUCGUGCUAUAACAGGUGAAAGCAGCGAGGGAUGGGAUGAGGGAUGUCCAAUUGAUCAUCUGGUUCAGAGGACUGGGGGGAGGAAGGGAGCUGGAGAUAGUCCUGUCAAGGGCGGUAGCGCAAAGAAGGCUAAGGGUAGGAAGAAGGUUGUGGAGGAUAUUGAAAGUGAUGCGGUGAGUAGUGGUUUGAGCGACGCGGAGAGCGAGGUGUUGAGUGAUGUUGUGAGUGAUGCGGAAGUGGAGGUGUCAGAUGAGGAAGAAUCAGCGUCUGAGUGAAGGAGAUGUGGGACCUUUCGGUUUUAUUGGCGCAUUGUAUAUUUCAGAUUUAAUACGGUGAGACUCAGGGGGUGGCAGACCAGGAAUUUCCCUUACAUGUAUACUAUUCCUCUUAUGUAUAUUCCUCGUAUCUAGCAAAACACGUUACAUACCCAGA
Messenger RNA from Alternaria alternata, 2025 nucleotides. Its product is annotated as DNA glycosylase. The record is from RefSeq and is a predicted model, not a curated record. Gene Ontology annotation, biological process: base-excision repair. Bases 300 to 1868 code for a protein of 522 amino acids. Gene Ontology annotation, molecular function: catalytic activity. NCBI's taxonomy places the organism in Eukaryota, Fungi, Ascomycota, Dothideomycetes, Pleosporales, Pleosporaceae. The transcript has a single exon.